AUGGCUGAGAAAGGACCGACCCCGGCCACGGCCGACACGGGCUUCAUCUUUUCCAUGGCACCGCCCGAAAACCCGUUUCUCGCCGACACGUAUUUCCAGCGCGUCCUCGCGGCCUACCUCCUAAAAGACAUCCUUGCCGAGCUGACACCCGCGCUGACCAAGUUUGGCGACGACGCCAUCUCGCCGAUUGUCGCGAUUGGAUAUGAGACGGAGUAUGGUAUUUAUAGGCGGAUCAAACUACCUCUUCUCGCCCGUGUCUGGGCUGACCGGCUGUCCCCUCUCCAUGACCGACGGCACCGCCCGUCUCCGCUCCCCGGCUUGCCGGCCGAGCACCCGUUCCACGAGACUUACCGGCGGCUCACGGCGCGCACCGGCAGCUGGACGUCGGGCCAGUGGAUGACGGAGCGGACAGGCGGCAGCGACGUGCAAGGCACCGAGACCUGA
This is a messenger RNA of Cordyceps fumosorosea ARSEF 2679, 444 nucleotides long. RefSeq names its product Di-copper centre-containing. The record is from RefSeq and is a predicted model, not a curated record. The coding region runs from base 1 to 444 and encodes 147 amino acids. Lineage: Eukaryota; Fungi; Ascomycota; Sordariomycetes; Hypocreales; Cordycipitaceae. The transcript has 4 exons.